UGCGGAGAUCCUUGGGGCAGCCGCGACUUGGGCUCCGCCGCUCGCUUUGCUCCUGGGUUAUUUCGUUUCCUCUCUCCCCGGCCCCUCGGCCACCCUCGCUGCGCUGCGCUCUCAGCCUUUCUGCCUGGAACUGGGUCCAGGUGGGACGCAGUUGGCGUGCGGAAAACACCGACUCGGUAGAAAUAAGGCGAACUAGCAGAGACGCAACAGGUCCGCGCUGCGGGCGAGGGGAGCGGCGGCCACCGCAGCCCUCGCCCACUGUCCCCGGGCCCCUGGCGGCCGCCCGCUGGGACCUCCGAAGUGUCCAUCCCCUGGGGGCCAGCAGGGCUAUCCGAGGGCGUUUCGUCCCGGGGUUUUACCUUGUUGCCAUCCAUCCCUAGACUGAGGGGUGCUCUUCACCCCCCAGCUAGGAGAGAAGAGGCAGAGGACGGUGCGCGACUGCUGGUCUCGGCGCUGAGGAGAGCGGGGGUCCAUCUCCGCGCGCCCCCUCUUCCACUCCGCCAACUAGUUGCACAGCCCACCCGGACUGAACUUCGGGGGAAUCGUCCCUUUUCGUGCCUUUUAAGAUUAUUGGAAGUGGUAGAGGGUGGGAGGCAGCCGAGCCCAUCACGAUGCUGCUGAAGAAGCCUGCGGGGAAAGGAGGGGCCCGGGAGCCGGGCUCCGAGGACCCGAGCCCCGCCGGGCAGCGGUGUGCCCGGGCCGUGCCCCCGUGCGCAGUCCUGGCGGCCCUCCUGUCAGUGGUGGCCGUGACGUCUUGUGUGUACCUGGGGGUGAAAACCAACGACCUCCAGGCGAGGAUCGCCGCUCUCGAAUCCGCCAAAGGGGACCCUUCCGUCCGCCUGCUUCCUGACUGCCUCGACCAGCUGAAAGCAGUGGUGCAAGAGAAAGUGGAGCGACUUCUGGCUCAGAAAUCCUAUGAACACAUGGCUAAAAUAAGAGUCGCAAGAGAAGCACCUUCAGAAUGCAACUGCCCAGCAGGCCCUCCAGGGAAACGAGGUAAGAGGGGCCGAAGAGGAGAAUCUGGUCCUCCUGGUCAGCCUGGUCCUCGGGGCCCUCCUGGUCCAAAAGGUGAUAAGGGAGAACAAGGUGAUCAGGGACCGCGGAUGGUGUUUCCUAAAAUCAAUCAUGGGUUUCUCUCUGCUGAUCAGCAGCUCAUUAAACGCCGCCUGAUUAAGGGUGACCAAGGACAAGCCGGGCCACCAGGCCCGCCAGGCCCUCCAGGCCCACGAGGGCCUCCUGGGGACACAGGGAAGGAUGGCCCACGCGGGAUGCCAGGAGAGCCCGGUGAACCAGGGAACCCAGGAAAACAAGGCUCAAUGGGUCCUCUGGGGCCUCCAGGACAAAAGGGUUCUGUUGGAGCACAUGGAAUUCCAGGGAUGAAUGGGCAAAAGGGCGAGCCCGGGUUGCCUGGAGCAGUGGGACAGGAUGGAAUGCCAGGGCCAAAGGGAGAGCCUGGAGAACAAGGAGAAAAGGGAGAUGCUGGAGAGAGUGGCCCCAAAGGUGACACAGGCGAAAAGGGUGACCCUGGAUCAUCGGCUGCAGGAAUUAAGGGAGAACCUGGAGAAUCUGGUCGUCCUGGACAAAAGGGUGAACCAGGGCUUCCUGGGCUUCCUGGACUCCCGGGGAUAAAGGGUGAACCAGGUUUCAUUGGUCCUCAAGGAGAGCCAGGCUUACCAGGGUUACCAGGAACAAAGGGUGAACGAGGGGAGGCAGGGCCUCCUGGAAGAGGGGAGCGAGGAGAGCCUGGAACCCCUGGACCAAAGGGGAAACAAGGUGAAUCAGGAGCUAGAGGCCCAAAGGGGUCAAAGGGUGACCGUGGAGACAAAGGAGACUCUGGAACCCUGGGACCAAGGGGUCCACCUGGUCAAAAGGGGGAUCAAGGAGCCACCGAGAUCAUAGACUAUAAUGGCAACCUCCAUGAAGCCUUGCAGAGGAUUACCACCUUAACUGUCACGGGUCCCCCUGGACCACCUGGACCUCAAGGACUACAAGGGCCAAAGGGAGAGCCAGGAUCUCCAGGAAUCCCCGGAGUUGACGGAGAGCAGGGGCUCAAAGGCUCAAAGGGAGACGUGGGGGACCCAGGUAUGCCAGGUGAAAAAGGAGGAAUCGGACUUCCCGGAUUACCGGGUGCCAACGGAAUGAAAGGAGAGAAAGGAGACUCCGGAUUGCCAGGUCCUCAGGGCCCUUCUAUCAUAGGCCCACCAGGCCCACCAGGUCCCCAUGGUCCACCAGGCCCCAUGGGACCCCAUGGACUUCCUGGACCAAAGGGUACAGAUGGCCCUAUGGGACCCCAUGGCCCAGCAGGUCCCAAAGGAGAAAGAGGUGAAAAAGGAGCUGUGGGAGAGCCUGGACCCAGAGGGCCCUACGGUCUGCCUGGGAAAGAUGGAGAGCCUGGUCUUGAUGGCUUCCCUGGUCCACGAGGCGAGAAGGGUGACCUGGGAGAAAAGGGAGAAAAGGGAUUCCGUGGCAUUAAGGGGGAAAAAGGGGAGCCAGGCCAGCCUGGCCUGGAUGGGCUGGAUGCCCCUUGCCAAUUGGGGCCGGAUGGAUUACCCAUGCCUGGCUGUUGGCAAAAGGGGGUUACACCAUGGCUUAUUGCCAAAAAGAGAUAAGGUGGUGGAGAGCACACACACAAGUGGUCUUGUAUUUUGAGGGAGUUGCAGUCCCAACUGCAGAUCUACAGCUUCCAGUAUUGUGGGCUCACCUGGCCACCUUGGUUGAAAUAUCAAGGGGUUGAGCUGGUUGUGCCGCCGGUUUUCCUUGGGCUGCCCUUGGCAGUGAAGACCAGGGAAGAGGUCCGGUUCAGCAUCCUGUGCUGUCUCUCCUGUGACCAAGUAGGAAAGAGGUUUACAAACGCAGGCACCCAGAACAGCAGACUUUUUGUUUUUAAUAAACUGAAUUCGAACAGGUGUUAGUAUGGGUGCUUUUGGAAAAUGACAGAGACAUGCAGCAUUUCUUUUGGGUAGAAGAUUCUUGGAAUGGCAGCCUCUGUUUCUGAGGAUGAAGGGUGUGUACAUCCCACCAAAGCUCAGGUUGCUGAAGAAAUCACAUGUCCUGAAGGGAGCUCACUCCACAGUCUCUAUGGAAGCUGAUGUGAGAGCUUCCCUUCUUUCCAAGAUUGAACCCAUUUCAAACAUUUUCGACAAACUUCUAGAAGCAGAAGAUUUUUCCAAUUCUUUUAAAUACUUUUUCUUUUCUUUCUUUUUUUAGUCCAAGGAAUACUAAACUGAAAUGCUUUUGUCAUAUUUGUUUGAACAAUUUUUUUAAAAGCAAAGUCUUCAAAUUCUAAUAACUUGGAACCAACAGUCAAGAUGACCUUUUACUAACUUCUUUCUUUCUUGUUCUGAAUAAUUGAAGAGAAUGUAAAAGAAGCUCCACUUUCACUCCAGUCAUUGUAAAGUAUCCAAGUUAAGAAAUUUUUUCAGUACUUUUUGCCUUUUUUUUUCACAUGAUGAAUAUAACAUACAUAGUGAUUAUCAGUUAAGAUAAAGUCAAGAUUUGGUCACAUUUCAUAGUAUUAGCUCAUUUCUAUUUCUAUUUUUUUGUAGUUCUAUUUAGAUAUGUUUUGUCUCUAUUUAGAUUUCUUUACCUUUUUUUUUUACAUAUCUAGGUGUUUGUCUUAUGCACAGACCAAAUCUGAGAUCUCAGAAAGCUGUGAAAUCUAGUUGCCAUAUAGUUGCCAUAAAGAGAGUAUUUUUUUCAUCUUCUUGCUCAAAAGUUACUUCACUGUAUUAGAAUGAGCAUUUCUUUGCACAGUAAAGUGUUGGUAGCAUGUUUUGAAAUGGCUUAUUCUACAUGAAUGAGUUCCAUUAGGAGAAGCAUCAUCAAUGAGGAGUAGUCACUUUCAGCCCAUGGGACGAUACCAUUUUUCUCCUGACUUAAUGCCAUUUUGUGGGAAAUUUUCUAGUUUCAUGCAUAGGUUUUCACCACUGGGGGGAAAUUAGUUCAUCACUGACUCAUGCUGACAGUUAAGAUAUGAUUGUAAGACAAGGAUCCUAAGGUCCUUAUGAUCUCUUUCAAUUAUAUAACCAAAUGCUCAAUUAUACAAAAUGCCUUCUUUUUAUUUCCAUUAAGUUUUCAAGAUUGGAAAGACGUUCAAACUAUUAGAUCAAUCUAAUUGGUCACAUUUCUAGGAACAUUCCACAUUCUGAAGGCAUGUUGGCAUUUUUAAAACAACAGAGGGCAUUUCUCUAACCAUCUCUUCUAGGUCAUGGUUAGGAUGAGGUAUUAUUGUUCAGUGUCUGAAACAACUUGUCUUAAGUAGAUUGGAAAAAUGAACUAAAGCAGGUAGAACUACAGUCUCUUCAGGAAAACAAGCAGUAGUGUCUUGAGAAAAAUCUGGUGGCUACAUUUCAUCCUAUGUAUCUUUCUUUCUACUCCUCUAGUAGAAACAGGUAUUAAGACGGAUCACUAUUUAAAACUUGCACAGCUUCUAAAGAGAAUACCUCUAAAGAUAAUCAUGUUGUGUACAAAAAAAAAUUUUAAAUACAGCCCUUUAAAGGAUAUUCUGUCCUAUGUAUAUAUUGGGUUUUUGCUCUGACUUACAACAUUGACUUUUAUUCCAUGAUUAAAGGAAUAAAAUUAUUAACUUCCAUUACAAUUAUUUCCUUGGGACAAGCAAAGAGAUGAUAGUACUCCUCUUUGCUCAGUGGAAUUACUAGGUCUUAACCACUAUGAUGAUCUAAAACUUUUGGUUACUAAAAUAUUUUCGAGCAUCCGUUUUGUCAUCAUUAUAAGGAAUCCUCAAAUAAUUGCCAAAUGAACUAAUCAAUUAUGUCUGCCGAUAUAUGUGUUGGCAGAUACAUAUUUUUCUUAAAGAUUUAUUCCUUUUAAUUUAUAUUAUUGGAUAGAGGGUUGAGAAUUAAACGCAUGAAAGACACAUUGGAAAUAAAUCAAGAUCAGGUUCUAUUUCUGAUAAGCAUCUUUUAAAGAUACCAAAUUGGUAUGUGAUUUAGCUUUAAAAUUGUUUUUCAUUCAUGUUGGUGCUGAUGUAUUUCUUUUGUUUUCUUUAUGGACAGUGCAGCUCUACUAUGGAUAAUUUCAUUUCUCAGUUUAAUAGCAUUCCUAAGCUGAUAGUGUGUGAUUUUAUCUUUGAAGUUCAUGAAUUUGCUGUAAUUAUGGUUCAAUGACCAGUCUUUUCUAAUGCUUGUUUUGCAUUAACAAAACAGUGUACCUGUAGGAAUAUGUGUCCUUACUUGGAUUGUGGAUCCUCUUAUUACAUGUUCUUUUCCUAUGCCAUAUGCCUUUCAUCAACGUUCAUUCUCAUCUUUAACUGACAUAAUUUGAUUUAGUGUGACAAAACCAGAAUUAGACGAGUCUGCAUACAUUCAUAGAGUACCUGACACACAACUAUGCCUACAUUUUUUCUAGUUUUUAUUUUUAUUAUGAAAAGCAGUCUUGAGGAGUUUUUCUUCUUUAUUUGAUUUUGUGGAAAACAUGAGAAUAUCUGGAAUUUCUAUCCCCCCAAAAAGCCUGUUCUUGAAUUUACUUCCUGUGCAUAAUGUUCUAAGAGGAAAGUAAGAACUUCCACAUCCAGUAGUUCAUUCUACAUGCCCUUUGCUAGUUUGGAAGAUGGUCAGAUCACCAUGUCAGUACCUAUGGAAAGAUUGUCUUUGGUAUCUUAUAUUUUUAUCACUUUGAAAAUGUGCUUAAUUUCCCAAGGUGGGUUUUGUUUUUUUUUUAUGUUACUAUUGUAGCAUAAACUGUUAACACCACUUUUCACCUUUCCUUUUUUAUUUUGUCCCUAUGUGUUAUCUUGCUCAGAAGUCAGUUAUGUUUGCGUGGUGAGUGGUGUUUUAAUAUCUUCUAAUAAGUAGUCAUAGGAAUAUGUCACUACUGGUAUUUCUCUAUUUCUUAAUAAUCAAGUUAUAUUAACAUUGCUAAAAAUGAACUUUUUCAACUUAUACCAAAACAAAAAACAAAAUCCCUGCUAUCUCUAGAAGUCAAGACCACAGCAACGUAUUCUUAUAUUCUCAUAAAUAUCAAUUAAGAACAAUUACAUGUGUUUGAUUCUGGCUGUUAAAAUUAUUCAUUCCUAAUGGAAUUAACAUGAUUGACCAAUGAUGAUUUUUCUGACCUUCAGUCCCUACUCUUUCCACUUUUGUUGAAAUAUCUUCAUAUUGGCUAGAUUUACUAUAUGCCAUAGCACAGAUAGCCUUCCAGCAUAAAUUUUUAGUGGAUUUAAUUUUUAUUAAUCCAAUACUGAAACGUUUUAAUGGCAUGUCUGAUUUUUUAAAAUGUGUUUAAAUGCAUAAGAUUCUCUGUGCUGCUUCUUGACAGAACUGUCAUUUUGGGAAUAGGAAGGAGGACAUUGUCAACCUGACCUAUUAGAAUUUAAUAAUAACUUAAUAGAGUACCAUCAUUUCUCAAAAUGCAGUUGAUAUUCUCACAUAUCUCAGAAAUAUUAAUAAAUUGGAUUCACAAAAGAAUGUCUUACAUAUUAUUGACAUUUAUGUGAAUAUUCUUUAUACUGUUGUAAAUGUUUCAUGCAACUUAAUAACAUUUUUAAAAGAUGUAUGUAUCUGAUUUUCCUUUAGAAAAUAUUAUAUUUUUAUUUGUAUUUUUUACAUUUUAAAGUUCAUCUCUAUGUGCAGCUAUUUUUAUAUUGCCAAAAAAAUCACAUGAAUACGAAAUAAGAAAAUGCAAAAAACCUAUUUUGGCAAGCAUUACACUGCAUAUUUUUCUUAAUGUUUUGUGGGCCAGUUUCAUGUAAUUGAUUAUUCUAAGAAUGUGUUGUGUGUUAUCACUGUAAAUAUGGCACAAACCCGUUUUUCUCAGUAGUGUAAAUAAUUGAAAGGUUGAAUUCUCCCUGUUUGACUUCUUAUUUCAGUUUCGUUUUAAUUUCUCCAACUGACGUUGCUGAAUCAAAGAUGCGUGUGGUUUUCAAUUUGCAGUUUGAAGAUAAUUGCAUUGUAUUCAGCUUCUCAUUUGUCCUUAUUUGCUUUCUUAACUUGUUUACAGGGUUCCUAGUUUGUGAGAAGUUGAUCUUCAGAAUUAUUUUUACACUAUUUAUGACUUAUUUUCAUAAUGUGUACAAAGUGUGUAAUUAUUACAAUAUUAAUCCAAACAGUGGUAAUGAAUUGUAUUGUUAUAAAGCUUUAUUGAUGUUCAUGAACACCUUGGCCUGUUUUCUCUGACUUAAACACAGUCCAUAAAUAAUUUUAUUCUACUUUUCUA
Miniopterus natalensis is the source of this 7173-nucleotide messenger RNA. RefSeq names its product collagen type XXV alpha 1 chain (gene COL25A1). The record is from RefSeq and is a predicted model, not a curated record. Lineage: Eukaryota; Metazoa; Chordata; Mammalia; Chiroptera; Miniopteridae.